AUGGGUCUUAUGAAAACACCUGCGUUUUGUCUAAAACUUUGGGGAAUCUGGCCAUUGGAAACAUUUGAGAAGUAUCAAUACCAACAACUAUAUAGGGCUUAUAGAUUUUUUAUAAUUGGGUAUUAUAUUGUUUUUAACAUAUCUCAGACUGUUGAGUGCAUAAGAUUAAUUAUUCACAGAGAACCCUUUGAACGGAUUAGCAAAUGCAUCUCCGUCACAGUUACCCUCGUCCUUAUGGUUUGGAAAGGUUUGAUAUAUUUAAGAAAUAAAAUUCCAAAUAUGUGCCUAGAAGUGACUGCCACUGAAAGGAUAUUAAACGCUUGCUCUGAUGGUGAAACAACCAUAUUAUAUAAGAAAAUGAUAAAACUAAAUAAUUAUAUGAAUCUUUGGAUUAUUGGUUCCUCUAUAUUUACUUUAAUGGCAUUUAUUUUUGUUUCAUUUAUCGAUCUUGCAACUACUGGUCCUGUAUUCUGGGAACAUAAUAACGUGUCGUUUAUGCACGAGCUUUAUCUGCCUAUCAAUAGAAGAAAAUACUACAUUUUCAUUAUAUUUUUUAAUAUAUUCACUGCGGUAGAAAGUGUAGUUUUAAAUGCAGUUAUUCAGACCACAUUCUUUGGAUUGACUGUUUAUGCUGUUCUGCAGCUCAAAUUGCUCUCAAUCGAUUUGAAAAAUUUACAUUUGAAAAACUAUAAUCCGGAAAAGGCUUUAAAGGGUAUUAUCAAAAACCAUCAAGAUUUAAUUAGAUUUAUAACUGCUCUUAAGAGCGCAACAAAAUAUGUUUUACUAAUGAGUUUUAUAUUAAACUCCAUUAAACUCGCUGCUGUUUUGAUUCAAAUUAUGUCUAUUAGGGAUAUUUCCACACUGGCUUUUCCAAUUUUCUAUUCGUUCAUGUUAACAUCGGAAGUAUUUUUCCUUGGAUGGAUGUGCAACGAAGUUAAAGAAGGAAGUCUUGCUAUAGCUGACGCUGCCUAUAAUUCUUUGUGGUACAAUGAAAACAAAAACGUUAAGGUUAUGUUGAAAAUAUUAAUGAUGAGAGCUCAAAAACCACUCACUAUGGAUAAUGGACCUUUUGGGCCAAUGACUACCAAUACAAUUGUAUCGACGCUAAAAGCUGCAUAUUCGUAUGCUACUCUUAUGUACCAUCAGGAGGAAUAAAACAAUUCUGAAAAAAUUAUAAUCACACAAUUUUUCUGCAUUAGACCUACUACUUUUUAAAUUUAC
Anthonomus grandis grandis is the source of this 1221-nucleotide messenger RNA. RefSeq names its product odorant receptor 67c-like. Gene Ontology annotation, biological process: sensory perception of smell; detection of chemical stimulus involved in sensory perception of smell. Bases 1 to 1155 code for a protein of 384 amino acids. The record is from RefSeq and is a predicted model, not a curated record. Gene Ontology annotation, molecular function: odorant binding; olfactory receptor activity. NCBI's taxonomy places the organism in Eukaryota, Metazoa, Arthropoda, Insecta, Coleoptera, Curculionidae. Gene Ontology annotation, cellular component: plasma membrane. The transcript has 6 exons.